Molecule: messenger RNA, 3018 nt
Organism: Schistosoma rodhaini
Lineage: Eukaryota; Metazoa; Platyhelminthes; Trematoda; Strigeidida; Schistosomatidae
Source: the annotation of a GenBank genome assembly
GUAUUUAAGCGCCGUGUUUUUAAGUUGCGGUACUCGACAAUAGAAAUACUUGAUGGCUGCUACUCAUACAAGUUACUUAGGUAAAUUGACAGUUUAGUUUGAUAUAAUGGAGGGUAUUUUGUUAAAAUGGACAAAUUAUGUGAGUGGUUGGCAACAACGGUAUUUCAUUUUGGACGAUGGAGUUCUGUCGUACUAUCGUUCCAAAGAAGAAAUGAAUAGUGGAUGUAAAGGGUCGGUCAAAUUAUCUGUAUGUGAUGUCAUAGUUCAUAGUUCUGAUCCACGAAGAUUUGAUUUGAUUCUUGGUGAACAAAGAUAUUAUUUGCGUGCUUUAUCUCGAGCUGAUCGACAAAGAUGGGUUAUAGCACUUGGUAGUUCAAAAGUAGGUACUACACCAUUAAAGUCAGAAGACGUAAACAUAUAUGAACCUUCACAAACCCAAUUAAUCGAUAAUCAUCGUUCUGAAUUGCGUCUUUAUCAUAAUUUAAUGGUACAACAAGUCAAAGAGAUUCAAAGUAAACUAAAAGAAGGUACGGUCCCAGAUAUGAAUCGUAUUGAUGAAUUAACUGGUAUGCUAAAUGCAUCUUGUUCUACAUUCUUAAUAACUUUGGAUGAAUUAAUGAUUUUAAGUAAUGCACAAGCACCAUGGUUAAGUUCUAUUGUAACAGGAACAACACUAGAGACAAGUCCUACUAUAUUUCGUAAUACAUCAUGUCUUACCAAUACAGAUCCUUCUAAUAUACAUUCACCAAAUAUGAGUAAUAAUCUUUGUUCUUCAUUGACGAACGAUUCGCUCUUUCGAAAUUCACAUGCACAAUCAUCAUUAAAUCGUCGUCACUUCAAUGCUACAAGAAAAUAUCAAACUUUCUUUUCUACUUUAGAAUAUAGUUUUGAGGAGAUUAAACCAUCUAUACCUAUUCAAACUAAUCCAAAUAAUGAUGAAAUCAAAUUACCUGGUGAUUAUUUAUCAGCAUUAGAAUUUGUUAAAGCAUCUAAAUGUUUAUUACAUUUUCUUGAUCGAUUAAAUCAUACAAAUCAACAUAAUUGUACAUUGAAUAAUCCUUCAUCAACUUCACGUACUUAUAUUGCAUUACAACAAGUUCGACAUCGUUUAUUAAAUUAUUUAAAUUGUAUUGAAUUACAUGUUGAAAUGCAUACUACUACUAAUACAACAAAUCUUAUGAAUGAUCCUAAUCAUACUACUAAUUCUACUAUUAUCAGUGGAACCAAUGAAGCAUCAAUGGAUAAUAGAGAGAAUCAUAAUGAUGUAAAUAAUCAUUGUAAUAUUUUAUUUAAAAAAGCUCAACUUAGCUUAGGAUAUUUAUUACGAUAUGAAGUGAAACAUAGAGAAUCAAUUCAAGAGAAUACAAAUUCAGUUUAUAUGGCUAUUUUGUGGUUAUGUAGACUUUUAAUGGAACCUUUUUUCCAAGUACAGAUGUAAAAGGUUAGUAAUGCUUAGCCAUUGACUCAAGUUUACUAAGCUUGCUGCUCGGACGUAUUUUUGGCUAAACCAGAGACGCUAAGCCAUGGAGUAAAUAGUGGAUGCAAAAUAGACCAAAUUAGAAUCGGAAUUCUGAUUGGUGGCCUGUCACGUGAUAUGUUUGCCAGUGGUUACAAAACAAUGAAAUCUAUUGCAAAAAUUUCCAUAAUAUCUGUUAUGAAGAACGAUGAGUUUCCUAAUUCCCUGGUACGGUCGAGGGUUGGGAGAGUCAGCUCUCCAUCUCAAAAUGAUCUCACAUAGCCACGCUUAUACACUGACAGGGAAGUCCUACUCACUGCCUUCUCAUGGCGGGGGUGUUGCUUACGAAAUUGAGAGGAUGGAAAACGAAUGUCCAACGCUUUGACAGGGUUAAUGAAAAUGAAGGAUCCACCUAGGUGGUUGAAUUUUGUCAGAGAAUUUAUUCAUCAUUUAUUUUGUUCACCGGAUCCAUCUUCACUUACGAAUAAUACAUUGAAUUCAGCUGAUACAAGCCUUGUGACCAUUGCAAAUGAAGCGUAUACACGAUGUUUACGACCUUUUCAUUCAUGGUCUGUACGAGGUAUGGCUAUGGUUAUUAUCCAAUCACUUCCUUCACGUUUGUACUUAUUUGAUUUAUUAUUAAUGGAUAAUCCAGAAACAAUAACAUCUUCAAUAACUUCGACAACUGGAUUACCUCCUGGAUCUUUGAAUGAAACAAAAUUAUUAUUAGCACGUUAUCCAGAAGCAUAUAUUCAAUUAAAAUCAGAUGCUACACGUUAUUCUGAAGCAUUAGGUCGUUUUUUAACAUUAAUUGAAGGUCUUUUAGCUAGUUUAGAUUUAAAUCGUAUAUUCACCGGGUCGGAAAGUUAUUAAGAGAGAGAGGCAGAGAAAGGGGGCGGUUUCGUAACUUUGUCUCUUUUAAUCCUCAUCAUAUCAGUGGGAUUUCACUGGUUACCUUAAACACAUUCCUCAUUUUUUUUCUUUUUUCUAUGACUGUUAUGGUUGUUUCUAAUAACAAUAAUAAACAUAAUUAUUUUUCCAAUGUAUAGUCUUUUUUUUCUUUUUUUUGUUGUUGUUGUUUAUCUGUGUUGUCUUUCUCUGUAUGUGUUUGUUUUCCUUUUCUUUUAUUUUUGUGCUUUUUUUACUCGAUGAAUUAUUUAUUGAUUACUUUCUCAUAAGAAUAUUUAAACUACAGAUGAGAAGAGUAAGUAGAUGAAAUCAAUGAUUUCAUGUUUUCCUUGUUUGUGUUCGUAUAUGUAUAACUGACAGGAAGAGAGAGAGAGAGAGGGGGGAAAGAUGGGGGGGUGUUUUUUUUACCCCGCAUUCCAUUUUGUGUGUUUUAUUUGCCCACAAUCUAUACCUACACACACAUAUAUAUAUUUAUAUAUACACAAAUACAUACAUACAUAAUUAUUGUUAUUUUCAUGAUAUGAUCUCUUUGGUAUUUAAUGUAUUCAAUGCAAAAUUUGUUACGUAAGAGUUUAUUCUAUCGGUUAUGUCAAUGAAAUUUUAUGUAAUUUUUAUUUACACUAUAUUAAUAUAUACAGAUUUUAUGUCCACGC